CCAUCCACUUCACCCCUGCCCAGCAGCUGUUCCUUAGCCCCCAAGUCCUGGCUCCUUUUGGCUGGGAGGAGAGGGCGUCCUGGGUCCCCUGGCCUAUGGGCCGGCAGGGGAGGAGUUAACUCCGGAGGUGCCGGCUCGACUCGCUGUACCUGCUGCCGCCGCCGCUGCCGGUGGGAGGGAGAGAGGGAGGGACAAGGAGAGAGGGAGCCGGCUGGGCGGCGGGAGCGCUCCAGUCUGGGCCCGCGCUGUAGCCUGGAGCAGAGCGAGAGGGCUCCGGGAGGAGUGGACAGGCAGAGAGGGGGGCACGUACGCCAGGGGGCGCGCCACUCUGAGGGGGUGGGCUCCAGGGCAGGGGGUGGUUCACCUCUGGAAUUAGGGCUGCAGAGAAGAAGGGGUGCGAGUCAGUCCCACGCACAUCUGGAAGAAGGGGGGGGGGCCAAGGGCGGCGGCGCCACUGGAGUCAAGAGGCGCGCAGGACAUACAUCUGGAACCAAGGAGCGGUCGCGCAGCUGGAUCCGGAGAGGAGCUCAGAACGCACAGCUGGGACUUAGGGGUGGGGUGGUAGGCUAGCACCUCGAACAGCUGCAAGAGAGGGAGAGGGCGGGCGCACAGCUGGACUAAGGCAGGGGGCGGGGCCCAACGUAGACAGCUGGAAGUGGGAGGGGCGCGCCCCCAGGGAACUGGAGAAUGGAACUGUGAGUCUAAAAGAGAGAAGCAGGUGAAGGGGGCAAGGUGGUACCCCAAGAGGAAGGGUAAAGGAAGAUGCAGCUCACUCGCUGCUGCUUCGUGUUCCUGGUGCAGGGCAGCCUUUAUCUGGUCAUCUGCGGUCAAGAUGACUCCCCUCCUGGCUCUGAUGACCCUGAACAUGAUGAUACUGAGGGACAACCUCGGUCCCGGGUGCCCCGGAAACGGGGACAUCUUUCCCCAAAAUCCCGUCAGAUUACCAGUUCCACACUUCUAGGGCUGCUGGCCCCACCAGGAGAGUCUUGGGGGGAUCCAGGACAGCCCCCUGCCCAUACUCACCAUAGCGCUGCAUCUCCAGCCAAACUGAAAAAAAUAUUUGGCUGGGGCGACUUCUAUUCCAACAUCAAGACAGUGGCAUUGAAUCUACUGGUCACAGGGAAGAUCGUGGACCAUGGCAAUGGUACUUUCAGUGUCCACUUCCAACAUAAUGCCACUGGUCAAGGGAACAUCUCAGUCAGCCUAGUGCCCCCCAGCAAGGCUGUGGAGUUCCACCAAGAGCAGCAGAUCUUCAUCGAAGCCAAAGCAUCCAAGAGUUUCAACUGCCGGGUAGAGUGGGAGAAGGUGGAUCGGGGCCGGCGGACCUCACUCUGCACUCAUGACCCUGCCAAAACUUGCUCCCGAGAUCAUACACAGAGCUCAGCUACCUGGAACUGCUCCAAGCCCUUCAAGGUCAUCUGUAUCUAUAUUGCUUUCUACAGUACAGACUAUCGGCUGGUCCAGAAGGUCUGCCCAGACUACAACUACCAUAGUGAUGCCCCCUACUAUCCUUCUGGGUGAUUCCCUGGAGAGGGUAGAGGGGAGGGCCUUCAGAGACCCUUCCCUCCCCACCAGGGGUUAUAGGGGGAUUUCACCACCAGAGGAAAAGGAGACCUGGGGGCAUGGGGUGGAAAAGAAACUGGAUUCCCAGGCAGAAAGGUCUAGUGGAGAGAGAACUGUGGGAUAUGAUCAGAGUAAAAUCAAGGAAGAAGGAAAAGGAAGAAAGCCUUGGAGUGGGAGCUAUUGUAUAACCUUAAACAUGUGAAAUAAACUGAGCCUCACAGGAGACUAUGAGUUGUGGGUAGAUACUGAGUUCCAGGGGUCUGGAACUAUUAGAGGAGCCUCUGGUCAGAAUCUAGAGUUAAGUAUCUCAAGGGAUUAUGUUAUAUAGAGGCACCUAGAACCUUAGCUCCUUGACCACUGUACUCAAAAAGAGACAGCUAUGAGAUGGUGGAUAUCUUCAGAAAAAAGUACAAAGUUGGAAGGACUCAGGAAAGUUUUGCAGUCAAGAGAAAGGCAUUCCCAAUAACCUGAGUAGAAAUACUAAAGAUGAACUUGGGUCAGAGCAAACAACCAUCUUUGUGUUUGGGAGUUGCCAGCACCUAGUCCUUGAAGAUCAGUAGUGUGAAGUGGGAGGGAUAACCAUCAAUCAUCAAGGUUAAUCAAGGAGCACCCUCCCCCUUCCCCUCCCCAAGUCACAUCCCAUAUCCUCAAGAGCCACUCUUCCCUGCUAAUUAACAUCUCUAGGGUGAUCCUACCAUCUACUCAUAGACAAUGUUGGGAGGCAUACUCCAUGAUAGGACAGGUUCCACCAGGGUCAUGGGGGAGAGGAGAAUCUAACCCCAGCAAAUGGUUCACUGGUCACAGAUGGAAAGACAUCCAGACACUGUACUAGCAUUGAUCUCUCCUCCUCUGCCCCAAUGCCUACUGAGUCCCCUCCUCCUGUAUUGGGUACGUAGCCCCAAGGGAAUACACUUGGGAGGGAAGACAGAACACCCAAUUCCCCUCUUCAACCUUUGCUUCCUCCACCUAAGUUGGCUCUCAGGGGUUGCCAGUUAUUUGGGAAGAAGCAAGGCUGAACGAGACAGAGGGCACUGGGUCCCUGUUUCAGAUGUUCUGUGGUAUCUGUAUUGUGUGUGGGGGUAUGGUGGGCUGGAAGGGAGGGGGGGGAUGUCUUGUAAAAUUAUCUUGAAUGUGGACUUCUGUUUGCAGACUCAUGUUUUUGGAACAGAGAAUAAAGCAUUCCCAGGACUUGGGGAUCUUAGUUGUCUAAA
Molecule: messenger RNA, 2774 nt
Organism: Monodelphis domestica (gray short-tailed opossum)
Lineage: Eukaryota; Metazoa; Chordata; Mammalia; Didelphimorphia; Didelphidae
Gene: NXPH3
Product: neurexophilin 3
Molecular function (GO): signaling receptor binding
Source: RefSeq, a predicted model, not a curated record